AUGGGUGUCUCUGCACCUCUGCGUGCCCAGGCCCACUCUGAGAUCUCCACAGAGCAACUAAAGUCUGUUGCACUGAGGUACUGGAAACAGGCCCUGCAGAUGACAAAGCCCAAGAAAGUCCUGGCAGAGAUGUUAUUGGAAAUAAUUGACACUCUGUCUAAUAAUAUUUUGGACCUCUUGAGUCAACCAGAGUGCCCCCUGGUGUCACAGGAAGACAUCAGCAGAGCUCUGGAGCCCUGUCUGACGGAUAUCUUUGAUUUCCUAUUGAGCACCUCACACGACGCGUGUGCUCCGCUCUUCAAGGCCUUGAGCGCAGUAGUGUGUAGCAGUGUCAACGCUGGGCAGAGCCACAGUGAAAUACAGCCCAAAACCUCAUACGUGCCCCCCAAAGAACAUCUGGUCAAAAUGAUGCACUUGAUCAAACCCCUUUUACGUUUCGCCAGAGAUCAGGAAUGUGGAAACAUUACUCGGAGCCUCUGCCUGAUGUCGCACAGCAGACCAAUGCUGUGCGCCAUCACAGCACAGACUUUAGCACACGUGGUCCUCAAGUGUCGGAGGAAAGUGAAUGCUCGGAUUCUGAGAAUGAAACCAGAUCUACAGAGAUGA
Molecule: messenger RNA, 606 nt
Organism: Knipowitschia caucasica
Lineage: Eukaryota; Metazoa; Chordata; Actinopteri; Gobiiformes; Gobiidae
Source: the annotation of a GenBank genome assembly